Messenger RNA from Suillus paluster, 922 nucleotides. RefSeq lists its product as uncharacterized. Gene Ontology annotation, molecular function: tRNA (cytidine-N3)-methyltransferase activity. The transcript has 6 exons. The record is from RefSeq and is a predicted model, not a curated record. NCBI's taxonomy places the organism in Eukaryota, Fungi, Basidiomycota, Agaricomycetes, Boletales, Suillaceae. The coding region runs from base 192 to 710 and encodes 172 amino acids.
GAGCCAAGCCAAUACAAUUCAGCAUCGGAUUUCGGCUGCAUCCGGUCCUAAUCUCAUCCGCUGCAGUGACUAGUCCACGUUAUAACACUGACUUUUUUUGAUCACAUCUAGGUAUAACCCACGCCAGAACGCGCUGCCGUGUCGCGACCAAAAAAACAUUCCAUUCGCCAUCAUAAUCCUGUGUACUCCAUAUGACAAAUUCUACACCGGAAGCCAAACCUGCACGCAUACCAAAGCUAAGCUCGUCGGUGCACGACAUCAACGCUGAGAAACCACCCUUUGGAUCAGGAUUUCUUACUCAAGACUCUGAUGUCUGGGCCCAGAAUGCUUGGGACCAUGUUCCACCCCCUGAAGAUCAAACUGAAACGAUCACUGCAUCACUAGCGAGGCAACGUCUUGUUCCAGUACCAGACAAUGAUAAGAAGACUUAUAAUGAGAAGCCCGCAAAGUUCUGGGAUAAUUUUUACAAGACGAAUGCCGACAACUUCUUCAGAAAUAGAAAAUGGCUGCAUCUUGAAUUUCCAGAACUCCUAGCAGCAGCAGAACCAGAUGCAGGGAACAUAACCAUUUGCGAAAUAGGAUGCGGCGCCGGAAACGCAGCAUUUCCACUUCUAAUGGCAAACAAAAAUCCAAAUCUUAUCAUCCGUGCCUACGAUUACUCAAUUCAUGCAGUCAAAUUAGUACAGGUAUGCACACACUGUGGGAAGUAAAAACACUGGAAAUCGGUGUCUAGAAUACUGAAAAUCAGGGUUCAAAAUACUGACUUUCAGGCUUUUGUAUCUUUCAACCGCAGUUAACGUCGGAGCCAGAAGAUAGGAUGGGCUAGAUUUCAGUGUCUAGAACUUUGAAAGUGAUAUUUUUCAGUGUCAUAAAUCCUGAACUGAGAUUGACGGCACACUGAAAAGCACUUGAUAGAACACUG